AUGGAAGAAGUCUCUAGGAACAGCAACAGUAGUACAGAGACUGUCCAGACCAUUUCCUUCUCAGCCUUCCAAGCUGCCCAACUUGCUCAACAGAUGUCUCUAAGAGGCACAGCUCCCGUGACUGUUGUUCUUCCUGGGGAUCAACAGGUCCACGUUCAGGGUGUAAUUCAGUCAGCACAGUCAUCGGUCAUUCAUUCUCCUCAGGUUGCUCCGUCAACGGCUUCUUCAAUAUCAGAAAGUGAGGACUCACAGGAUUCAUCAGACAGUAUUGAUACCCCCAGGAAGGCCCGCAUUUUAUCUCGUCGGAUAUCGUAUGGGCAAAUUUUGAAAGAUCUCUCUUCUGAAGACACUGGAGAUAGAAAACGUGAAGACGGAGCAGGAGCAUCAACUGUUACGCCAAUGUCUGCUGCCACUACAAUAUAUCAGACCAGCACUGGACAGUAUGUAACUAUUGCUCCCAAUGGAACACUUCAGCUUGCUACAGCUGCAACAGAUGGUGUACAAGGGUUGCAGACAUUGACUAUGUCCAAUGCUGGCAGUAACCAGACUGGUACAACUAUACUACAGUAUGCUCAGACAUCUGAUGGUCAACAGAUUCUUGUUCCCAGCAACCAGGUGGUUGUACAGACUGCUUCAGGAGACAUGCAGACUUACCAGAUACGGACUACAUCAACCACCACCUCGCUUCCACAAACUGUGGUAAUGACAUCACCUGUUACACUGUCCUGUCAACCCCCAAAGACAGAUGACCCACAGUUAAAGCGAGAAAUAAGAUUAAUGAAAAACAGGGAGGCUGCCCGAGAGUGCGGAGAAAAAAAGAAGGAAUAUGUUAAAUGCUUGGAGAACAGAGUUGCAGUGCUUGAAAAUCAAAACAAAACAUUAAUUGAAGAGCUAAAGACUUUAAAAGAUUUGUACUGUCACAAAACAGUUUAA
Molecule: messenger RNA, 933 nt
Organism: Staurois parvus
Lineage: Eukaryota; Metazoa; Chordata; Amphibia; Anura; Ranidae
Source: the annotation of a GenBank genome assembly